Molecule: messenger RNA, 810 nt
Organism: Vitis vinifera (wine grape)
Lineage: Eukaryota; Viridiplantae; Streptophyta; Magnoliopsida; Vitales; Vitaceae
Gene: MYB14
Product: R2R3 Myb14 transcription factor
Source: RefSeq, marked provisional
AUGGGGAGAGCUCCAUGUUGUGAGAAGAUGGGGUUGAAGAAAGGUCCAUGGACUCCCGAAGAAGAUCAGAUUUUGGUCAAUUACAUCCACCUUUAUGGCCAUGGAAACUGGAGGGCACUUCCCAAACAAGCUGGCUUAUUGAGGUGUGGAAAGAGUUGCAGACUUCGAUGGACGAAUUAUCUGAGGCCGGAUAUCAAACGGGGAAACUUCACCAGUGAAGAAGAAGAAACCAUCAUCGAGUUACAUGAAAGGCUGGGCAAUAGAUGGUCAGCGAUAGCAGCGAAACUACCGGGGAGGACAGACAAUGAGAUAAAAAAUGUGUGGCACACCCACUUGAAGAAGAGGCUCAAGCACAACCACGCCACGCCACCCCCUAAAAGACACUCUCUUGAUGCGUCCCACGUCGAAAAACAACAAAACCCCAUUAGUUCUGCAACCAAUUCGAGAUCGGAGAGCCUUGGGUAUGGACCAGUACUGUCCCCACAGCAGUCCUUUAGCGAUAUCUCCUCAGCCGCCACCACCACGACCACCGCCACCAUGUCCGACAUUACUACACCCUGCAUUAAGGUCGAUUCACUGGAGGAGUUCCCAGAAAUGGACGAGAAUUUCUGGUCGGAAGUACUGUCAUCCAACAAAUCCGGCGCGGCGGGUGAUUUGCCAGGGGCGGCCAGUGGUCCACAGCUUCAGUUUCCAUUCUCUCCGCGUGCUGUCAUUGGCAGUAGUCCAUAUAGCACGUAUGACAUGGACAUGGAAUUUUGGUACAAUAUUUUCACAAGGUCCGGGGAGUUGCAUGAAUUAUCAGAAAUAUGA